UCUCUCUCUCUCUGUCUCUCUCUCUGAACUCGUGCAUAGCUACGAUUUAUGUUCCAUCCGGCGCAUUUAGCGCAAGAAUUCUUUCCUUUUUUCGUACACGUGAUGUCGUCGAAUUAUGAUCUCGAAGCUCGCGAACGUGCGAAUUUUUCGCGAACGUCAAAGCAGUGUAUGAAUAAAUGAUGGAGUGGUAUGUGGGUAUUCGUCGAAAGAGGCACGCUGAGGCACAAUGAUCCCGUGACGUGUGAUAUUAGUCAUUGAAAAAUAUUGCCGUAACUUUAAACAUCUUUCGUGGCUUUUAUAAAUGAUCUGUCUCGUGCAGGAAGAGAUUCUGAAGAGAAGAGUUAUUUGUUUCGAGUAUUUUAUAAUUUUAUAAAAUAUAUCCAUGAAUCUAUCAUAAGCUCAUCGCGCAUUAGCGUCAAAUUUACUCAAAAAACAUUCUGAAUUCUGGUAAGUUUGGCAUUUCAAUCAAGAAUGUUACAUUAAAGCAUUAAACUUUGCUUACUACACAAUGUCGAGCCAACUUUUCCUUGGACAGAGCUUUAUGAUAUUCUUAAAUAAGUUCUUCUUUUGAGAACAUGAUAAUAAAUCUCUCUAAAAUUUGUAAUGAGCAUAAUUUAAGUAUAAUUUAAUCAUUAUCCAAAAAAUAGCAAAAGUUGGCCCGACUUUGUGUAGUAAAGAAACCGAAUUUUUAUUUUAAUUUAAUAUCGUUGAUUGAAGUACUAAACUUAUUAAGAUUCAGAUUGUAUUUGAAAUAAAUUCAAUGUCUAUGAUGAACUUAUGAUAGAUUUGCGGAUAUAUUAUAAAACACUUAGAACAAGUAACACUCACUUGAGCGCAAUAUACAUUUUUCUUUGUGACACUGAGAAGAAGUACUUGAAAAUUUAUUUGUUGGAUAAAAAAUUUAUUUCUGUGAAAUAAAGUUUACUUCUGUGAAUGAAGUUUAUAUCUCACAAAUAAAUUUUCAAGUAUCUUUUUUUCUGAGUGUACUGAUUGUCUAUUGCUGCAUUACUGAAAACACAUAAAGCUGACAAAAAUUUAUACGAAAGAAAUUAUAAUAUACACGGAAACAGAAAUAUAUAUUUUGUCGGAUUAAUCAAAUAUCUAGUGAAAUAUGAAUAAAGCAGAAUUCUGGUAACAUCAAUAUGAACUCUAGCUCGUUCACACACUACACACAUUUCACCAGAUGUUUCAUUAAUUCAAUCAAAUCUUUUCUUCCGUGUAUAUGUUCUCUCCGUUCUAAGACGGCUAAUGGGCAAUUCCCCAACCAGUAUAGACACGUGUAGACACGUUUCGCAUCUUCUCUUUUCCCAAUUCCCAGCAGGACAGAUUGUCAUGGUCAUUGGACUUUUCAAGGUGGUCCAUCGUCGGAACGUUCUGUCAUUCGAGUCCGAGGCUCAUUUUUCAAAAUCGCUUCAAGUAAUGUGUUUCACGUUCACAUGUGUGGGCCACAUUCGCCACCGAUUUUCUCGACAAAGCUGCCUAAAACUCCAACACGUCGCAACAGGCAAGAGAGUUCCCCUUGGUAUUUCAAUUUUCUCUUUCAUUCGCGUUGGCGCGAAGCUUUCAAGUGGCCAAAAUUGAAUCGUCUCAUGCUAUUUUGAAUACUUCUCUCCUCGCAUUAUUUACAGUAUCAGAUUUCUCCAUUUCCGAUCGCGAUAAGCGAAACACUUAUCGCGACGCACGAUAAGACUCUCUACGUUCCUGAGUACUCGGUCACGUGACCGGGCGCUCGGUCUUUGGCCCUCUUCAAGAAUCAUCGUGAUUCAGUUCUCCGCGAGUCACGACGUGCGUAAGAGCACAUAUGUCGGAUCUGGAACGCGCGUCGAGCACAUAAUGGCCAUGCUAACGAUUCCGCAGAAGCCGACGCUCCGUCGUUGAUGUCGACCUCGAGAUUAGAAGUAGAAGCAAGGUCCCCUCCCCCUCUUUACCCCCUGUGUGUGCCGAUCAAAUCGCCGUGAUUAGACGCGCGCGUGAAGUUCGUUACGUGUGCAUCGCCGCAUGUUGCGCAGCUUCUCCGCGUUUCCCCACGAAGAUCUUUCUCGUCGUCGUCGUCGUCGUGGUCGGGUGUGUGUUCACGCGAGGUAUCUCGCCUGGUGUUUACAGCGACGCUCGUUCCCGGUUUUUGCGGGGUCCACGAAGUGUCUGAUCGCCAGUGAGUGGUAACGUGACGAGGAGGAAGAAGAAGCGCGACGCAUCAAAAUAAAUAAAUGUCGCGCAAGGUUACAAAUACUGUGAGCACGUGAUAUAUCGGUAACACGGUGAGGAAGCGACCACGACGACGACGACGACAACGACGAGGACGAGGAUGACGGCUCCAGGUCGUCUCGCGUGGUGACGGCGAUGAGGAGAGGCGGGACCACGUGCAAGUGCUGUACAGUCGCGGAGUUUUGUAACCUCGGCUAGAUCGUCCGUGUCGUGCGCGAUGUUGAAACACACCAGCAGAACCGGACGACCUCGGAUCGUCGUGAGAAAACGGAAAGGACGCUCGUUAUCCAGAAGCUGGCCCGGUACACCUAGAACUAUGUCCAUCGUGUCGUCCGAGAUCGACUACCCGGAAGUGCAUGGCGGAGGAAGGAUGCAUCGGCCACCGCACCCCCAUCCCAUAACCGACCACCGUCAGGUCAACCUGGUCUUCGAUGACACGUUCUCACAGGGCCUGACAGGGCGGCCCGAACUGUAUCAGAAAUCAAACAGGAGUAGUCAUUCGAGUGACACAAGUUCAGCAUACAGUGGAUCUGACACCAUGACGUCUGUACAAAGUUCAUUAGACGCAGAUCCCGACGAGGUGGACCUUUCGGGUCUCGUAGAGUCAAUCGUCGACAGCGAUGAGGAAGAGGAUCUGGCAGAGAGUAUGGAUAGUUUAACAGUUCGUGAUCCUGUACGAGAGUGUUUGGAGAAGGACCCAGUGGAGAGAACGGAGGACGACAUAGAGACGCUUUUAGAGUUUACACAACAGUUGAAAGCUUUUACCAAUAUGACUCUGGCCGUUAGAAGAGCGCUAUGCGCGGUGAUGGUAUUCGCCGUGGUCGAGCGUGCCGGUAUGGUGGUCUUGAACGACGGUGAGGAGCUCGACAGUUGGAGCGUGCUGAUCAACGGUGCUGUCGAGGUCGAGCAUAGCAAUGGCGAGAUCGAGCAGCUCAGCCUCGGCGACAGCUUUGGCAUCUUACCCACCAUGGAAAGACUAUUGCAUCGCGGAGUUAUGAGAACAAAGUGCGACGAUUGCCAGUUCGUUUGCGUCACACAGGCGGAUUACUUCCGGAUCCAGCAUCAGGGUGAGGAAAAUACCAGGCGACACGAGGAGAAUGGCAGGGUGAUUCUCGUAACCGAGCUACGAGGAGCCCUGGACGGCGCAGCGCGAAGAGGUCACGUGGUGAUCCGGGGUACUCCGGAACGUUUGAUGUUACAACUCAUCGAAGAGAACAGUAUUACGGAUCCUACCUACGUGGAGGACUUUUUAUUGACUCAUCGGACGUUCAUCGACAGCCCGUUGUUAGUCGCGAGUCAAUUACUGGAGUGGUUCGAUCAGGCGCAAGUGCGAGAUCGCGUGGCUCGCGUCGUGCUGCUGUGGGUAAACAAUCAUUUCACUGACUUCGAGACUGACCCGUCGAUGAUGGAGUUUCUGGAGGCGUUCGAGGCCGGGCUCGAGCGGGAGAAGAUGCAGGGCCAACAGAGGUUACUGAAUAUCGCAUGUGCGGCGAAAGCGAGAACGCGGAAUGUGACGUUAGCCAGGCCGAACAGGGACGAAGUGCUGAAUUUCAGUAUCUUGGGAGGAUUCGAGAGAGGCUUCGGCAUAUUUAUCUCAAAGGUCGACAAGAGAUCCAAGGCUGAAGACGUUGGUCUUAAAAGGGGCGAUCAGAUUUUAGAAGUAAACGGACAAAGUUUCGAGCACGUAAAUCACGCGAAGGCUCUCGACAUUCUUCGAGCCUCCACGCAUCUCAGCAUAACCGUGAAGUCCAACUUGCUCGCGUUCAAGGAAAUGCUCCAGAUGCCUGACAAUUCGCCACGAUCGCGCGGCAGAUCGAGCAAGCCCGAAAUACCCAGGCUCCCAUCGGACCCACGCGCUAGGCUGUCGACACACGUGGACCCCAUGACUCCUGUGAACCCAUUGAAUCCCAUGAUUGGCGGAGUGCCGUUGUUAAUACCCGACAACAAUGUCUCGCCGUGCAAGGACCCGAAGAAAGAGCACAAGGGAUUCAUGACUCUCGGGCCCAAGCGACGACUACAAAAGGCGCUCAUGAAGAUGAACAUACUACCAAAGAACACGAUCAACGACGGCGUGCACGUGGACGAUCCGCUCGCGCCACCGCACACGCCACCGGGCACGGGGCUCUCGCAGACUACCACAAAUCUGUAUCACUCCAAGAGCAAUCCGGAUCUCACAUCGCUCUAUUGUUACGACGACUUGAGAGCGAACGAUUAUCCCGAACACGUACUCAAGGUGUACAAAGCUGACCAAACGUGCAAGUACCUCCUCAUCCAUAAGGAGACCACGGCGCAUGAGGUGGUGAUGCUCGCGCUUCAAGAAUUCGGCAUCACGGAGAGCAGUUCGAACUUCUCUCUGGCGGAGGUGAGCGUCGGCGAAGGAGGUAUGAUCAAGCAACGUAGAUUGCCGGAUCAACUGCAGAAUCUCGCGGAGCGGAUCGGGCUCAGUUCUCGGUAUUACCUGAAAACUAAUGGCAUUUCCGAGACUCUGGUAGCCGAUGAACAAGCUCCUGAGCUUAUUCGGGAGUCGCAGGUGCAUUUUCUGCAAUUGAACGCAGUGGAAGUUGCGGUACAGCUGACUCUACAGGAUUUUAGUAUAUUUAGGCAAAUCGAGUCCACGGAAUAUGUGGAUGAUUUGUUCCAGCUGAAGAGCAGGUAUGGUGUGCCUAUGCUCAGUCAGUUCGCAGAACUAGUCAACAGAGAGAUGUUUUGGGUCGUGACGGAGGUUUGUUCCGAACACAAUCUCGUGCGGCGCAGUAAGAUAAUAAAGCAAUUUAUUAAAAUAGCACGUCAAUGCAAAGAGUGCAAGAACUUCAACUCUAUGUUCGCAAUCGUGUCCGGUCUGGGUCAUGGCGCGGUAUCGAGAUUGAGAGCAUCGUGGGAGAAACUACCAACUAAAUAUCAAAGGUUGUUCAGCGAUCUGCAGGAAUUGAUGGAUCCCAGUCGCAAUAUGAGCAAAUACCGGCAACUGGUGGCGUCCGAACAAACGCAGCCACCUAUAAUACCUUUCUAUCCAGUUGUAAAGAAGGACUUAACCUUCAUACAUCUUGGUAACGACUCGAGAGUGGAAGGUUUGGUGAACUUUGAGAAGCUUCGAAUGAUUGCGAAGGAAGUGAGAACGCUAACGAACAUGUGUUCUUCGCCCUAUGAUCUGCUGACCAUGUUGGAAAGGAGCGGGCAACCGCCGAGCUCCGCGAUGGUCGCUCUCAACCAAAUGACCACCGGUAAUCAAGGUGGCCAAACCGCAACGGUGAAACGACGAAAAAAAUCGACCGCCGCGCCAAAUCCGAAGAAAAUGUUCGAGGAGGCGCAAAUGGUGCGGCGAGUAAAGGCCUAUCUUGCGAACAUGAAAGUCAUUACUGACGAAGAACGACUACAUCAGCUCUCUGUCGAUUGCGAGCCGCAUGCAGGAGCUGUUGCAGUCGCUGCCGCGGUACCAAUUGGCGGUAGUAGGGGUAGGAGACAUCCGUCGCCUACUCUGUCGACCACUAGCAGUGCCAGUAGUACUAGUGAGGGCAGGAAGAGUAUACAAGGUACCAAGUUUGGCGCCGCGUCUCCGCAAGCAGUGAGAAAAAUGCUAGCUCUAUCGGACCCUCACAAGACGCGACCGUAUCAACCCAAACAUUGUCCACCGCCGUUACCUGUACCUGGAUUAGCGUUACAUUCAAGCGGUUUAGAACCCAGUCCAGGUGCGCCUAGAAGAGUAGGAUCAGGUACCAGGGUACCAAUGCAUGAACGAUCCCACAGCGACACCCCUGCCAGCCUACCACCGCCCGUCGAUCUCAGUGCGGAGAGCAGCAGCGUAACUAGCUUAAGCAAUCUCCAGCCGCUGAGGAAAACCUUGACGAGCGGUUCGGUGACGAGCAGUGACAGUGGUCAUAGCACUCAGCUGGACAGCCACAGCGGGAGCAGCGUGGAAGCGGGCGGCAGCCCACCGCCACCGCAAAGACGGCACUCCGCUAUGCAAGGGUCUGUUAUAAGGGGUGGAGCACCUCCGUUUCCUCACGCGGUAGCAGUGUUACCUCCGCUUCCCGCCAAUCAGAAUCACAACCACAACCACCACCACCAUCACCACCACCACCACCAUCACCACAACCAACAACAUUAUCACGAUCAUCAUCAUCACCACCACCAACCCCCGACUCCUCAAGGUUCCGCGGGAUUAGCAGGAGUAAACAUGGGCCUAGGGAUGCCAGCCCCGCUGCCGCCGCCCGGAGCGGGCACCACGACGAUAAUGACGACGAUGAGCGCAAUGGCGGCGGGCAACAUCUCGUCGAUCACAACGAUGCGACCCGGCAUGAGUAGCGGGCCGCAGUGCCGUCAACCACCGGCGUACAAAGUUGCGCAACAGAUGGCGAGAUUGCACAGACUCGGUCGUGCUAACAGCCACGAGGGGGUCACUUAUCGCACCGAUCACGAAGAUGAUGACGAAGACGCCCAAGUGUCGGCGGUCUAAGCGGUCCACACACACACCCCAGACACACAGUCUCACGCCGAAUCUCUCUCUCGGUUUUACCCGUUUAGUUAAUUCCGUCGGGAGCGUUCCCUUCGCACGAUCGAGAGACAGAAGGCGACGAAGGGGGUCGUUUACCCCUUCCCGGCGGUGCGCCACGCUACGUCACGCGCCGAGACGCGAACACAGGGUGGAGGACAAGGGCGACACGCGCGAAUUUUCUCCUCCAACUGCGAGUGCUUGCGCGUCCACAACGGCGGUAGCAUUCCCGAAACCCCCUCAACGGGGUGUGCAUGUCUAAUGACCGCCACACACGUCGACCAUUACCACCACUAUCGUCCUCAUCCUCAUCCUCACUCUCAUCCUCAUCCUCAUCCUCAUCCUCAUCAUCACCACGGCCACCACUCUGUGUCCUUUUGCUCUCCGUGAGCCGCGCGGGCCAAUUUUUCGCGUGGGUGAAACCCACUUUCUCUUCAACGUCGUCAGGGAGAGACGUUUGUUUAUUUUUUUUUUAAUUCUCAUUUACACAGAGAGCGCUUGUCUUCCAAUGGUCCCCUCCCCCCUCCUUCCCCAUUCAUACACCUACCCCCGCGACGAACACACGACGACGGCACCGUCGAGAAUCUCAAGCGUCGAGGAGGAAGUAUUUGUACAACGUGUGUACCGUUCAACCGGCACUGGAUGGAAAGCGACGAGCGACCGGCGGCGAAUCCGGUCGGUUCCCGAGGACGAGGGAAAAAUAUGGUAGGAGGGUACUACGUUCUUUUCUCUCUUUUUCUUUUUUUUUUUUUUUCUUUUUUUCUUAUCAGACUGAGGGAACACUUUUCGGAUAUAAUAAGCGCGUUCCCCGCGCGCGGAGCUCCCGCGGGACAAUGAGAAGAAGCGAGAUCGAAUAGAAGUCGAAGGAAGGCGUUAAGAGAUAAGGAGAGCGAUCGUAAUAUUCUCUAUAAAUGUGUAAUAAAACCGAGUCCAAAGAUGUUAUAUACAUAUAUACAUACAUAUACAUAUAUACAUAUAUACAUACAUACAUAUAUAUAUGUAUAUAUGUAUAUAUAUUAUACACUGCGUGUCCGCGCUAGAGAAAGUACGAACGACGACGUGUGCUCUGUAAUAUAUAAUUAGUAGGCCAACACACUUUAGCGUGUGUGUCCCGUAGUAGUGCGUAAGUUGGUGUAAAUAGCGUAGUGUUACAUAGCGUUUAGUGAACAGCAGCAGCAGCAGCGAUGGCGACGGCGAUGGCAGGAAGAACGACGAGAAAAAGAAAGAGAGAGAGAGAGAAAGAGAGAGAGAGAGAGAGAGAGAGAGAGAGAGAGAGAGAGAGAGAGAGAU
Molecule: messenger RNA, 7984 nt
Organism: Odontomachus brunneus
Lineage: Eukaryota; Metazoa; Arthropoda; Insecta; Hymenoptera; Formicidae
Product: rap guanine nucleotide exchange factor 2-like
Exons: 13
Coding region: 2423-6658 (1411 amino acids)
Biological process (GO): positive regulation of GTPase activity; Ras protein signal transduction
Cellular component (GO): apical plasma membrane; plasma membrane
Molecular function (GO): protein binding; guanyl-nucleotide exchange factor activity
Source: RefSeq, a predicted model, not a curated record